GCGGAUCCAGGGGGGGGGCACUGGUGGCAAGUGCCAUCCCCGUUAGAAAAAAAAAUAAAAAUUUUAGUAUCGAAGUCUACGUAUCGUCGGAAAUGUAUAAAAAUAAAAUAUUUAUAAACACUACGAAUGCGACCAUACUACUAAUUACUAUGUGAUCAUUGUUCUUUAUCUAGGCUCGGUGCCCGCCGCUCUGUAGUCGGUACACACUACACAGUACACACGUUACACGCGCGUUAUCGUAAUCCCGUUCGUUAUACCUAUAUCUAAUUGACCGAUACGGGCAUACGGCGAUACACAUGCGUUCCCCGGUCACCAUCACCGCACGUUAUCAUACGGCCCGUACGACUGUAUGAGCCAAAAAUAAUUCCGAUAACUCAAUGUCAAAAUAUCAUAACCACGAUUAUACAAAUUAUUAUGAUACGGCUUUAUUUCCUGACGACGAGUCAAUGACGACGGCCGCUGAGUGUGACUACAACGGUUUCAUUUCAUCUUUGAACUUUAUAUUUGGUAAAUAUACUAUUUAUAAUAAUUAAAAUAGAACCAAUUAUUGGUAAAAAUAUACUGCAUAUAAUUUGAAAAUGCAGAGAAAAAGAAACGCAAGCAAUUACGAUCUUCUGAAAUUUUUCAAAAAAAAUAAAACUAUGGACACUUUUAGUGAUACAGUGUCUAAUUCUUCUGAACCAACUGAAUCAAAAAAAAAUGAAACAGAAAAUUCCAUACAUUCAUCACCUUCCAAUUCGAUGAUAAUUACUUAUGACAUAGGUUUAUUUCUGAAUCUGAACACAUGUGUCGAUGAUCAUACACGUUAUAAUUUUUUAAAAAAUCAUUGGAAUCCUCCAAAAGAUUUUAAAUUCCCUUAUUCCAUUGAAAAUCGUGAUGGAAAAGAAAUACGUCGAUAUUUAAGUCAAAAGCAUCUUGAUUUAUAUCCAUGGACUGUUUUUUCUGAAAAUCAAAAAGGCUUGUUUUGCAAAUAUUGUAGUUUAUUCUAUUUUAAAGGACAUGGUACUGGUAAUAAAAAUGCUAUGCCUCUAGGUAUACUUGUCACUAAGCCUAUGGUGAAAUUUAAAAACUUAUUGGGAAAUUCGGGAGAUUUGAAUAGUCAUCAAAAUACAAAAUACCACAGGGAAGCUGUUUUGAAAUCUAAAGAUUUUAUAAAUAAUUAUGAAAAUCCGGAAAAAAAAAUCAUUAACUUAGUAAGUACUCAACGUAUGAGAACAGUUGACGAAAAUAGGAAAAGAAUACGUCCCAUUAUUCAGACACUUUUAUUUUUAGCAAGACAAAAUAUUGCCCUCCGUGGUCAUAGAGAUGAUGGAAAUUUAAUUGAUAAUAUGGAUUCAAAUCAAAAUUCCAUUGUAGGAAAUGAAGGAAAUUUUAGAGAACUGUUAAAAUUUAGAAUUGAGUCUGGGGAUAUCGAAUUAAAAAGACAUUUUGAGAUAUCUAAUUCAAAUGCGACGUAUAUAAGUAAAACUUCACAAAAUGAAAUUUUAUCCGUAAUAAGUGAUAUUAUAAUAGAAAAUAUUUUGAAAAAAAUUUCCAGUUCUACCUUCUAUAGCAUCAUGUUUGAUGAAACUACGGACAUGAGUCAUACGUCUCAAUUGUGUUUGGUUAUAAGAUACGUUUAUAAUAAUUCUAUACAAGAAGACUUUAUCACUUUUAUCGAUCCACAUAAAGAAAAUUUUGAUGCUAUUAAUACUGAGCCUAAAUUAAGUGGUGAAGUUCUUGGUAAAACAGUCUUAAAAAUCAUGAAGAAACUUGGAUUAGUUUUGAAAAAUUGUGUAGGUAUAUCAACAGAUGGGUGCAGUGUAAUGUCUUCUAAAAUUUGUGGAGCUGUUCGAACUAUUCAAAAUGAAAUUCCGGGAGCUAUUUGGUGUCCGUGUUUUAAUCAUAACUUAAAUUUAUCUAUAGCUAAAGGUUGUCAAAUUCAAUCGAUCCGUAAUGCAUUUGGUCAAAUCAAAGAAAUUGUACAUUUUUUUAAUUCAAGUUCAAAACGUAACUUUGUGUUAAAAUCAUGUUUGCAUGCUGCAUUACAUUCUUUAUGUGAAACUCGUUGGAUUGAAAGGCAUACAGCGGUUUUACAGUUUUUAACUGGCUUGCCUAAAAUUCUUGAAUCUUUAAAUGAUAUUGCUAAUUGGGAUGAACGCGAAUCGUCAAGUAAGGCAAAGUUGCUUUAUAACUCAAUAGAUUGUGAAUUUAUUAUAACUCUUUUCGUAACGUCAUCAAUAUUUUCAAUUACAUUGCCAUUAAGCACUAUUCUUCAGAAAAAAAGUUUCGAUAAGAAAUCUGCAAACGAUGCUAUUAAAACUACCGUUAAAACGUUAAAAUCACUUCGUCAAAAUUGUGAAACAAACUUUCAAGAAAUUUUUUUAAAAGCCAGUAAACAAAUGGAAGAUCUUCAUAUACCAAUAUUAAAACCAAGAACAGUAAAGAAACAAAUUAACAGAGUAAAUUAUUCAACUGACUCAGUAGAAGAUUAUUUCCGUGUAGCUAUAUAUAAUUCAUUCCUUGAUUUUAUAAUAAAUGAUAUAAACGAUCGUUUUACCGAAGAAACUCUAAGUAUAUUUAGUUUGGGGAUAUUUAUUCCUCAAGUACCUAUGUCUCAAUCCCUUGAAUAUUUUGAAUAUAAUUUACGUAUAAUUUGGAAACAGUUUGGCAAUGUCGAAGAAAUGAGCAAACGAAUUGUGAAUGAAGAAGAUUUCAUUAUUAAAUUAAAAGGAGAAUUACAGUGGUGGAACCAACAGUGGAAAGAUAAAAAUUCUGACAUACCAAAUUCAGCUUUAGAUACUCUGAUAAAAUGUGAUAAAGAAAUAUUUCCACUUAUUAAUAUGUGUCUCACAGUUUUGACUACUUUACCAGUUAGUGUUGCUUCGGCAGAAAGGAGUUUUUCGUCACUUAGAAGGAUUAAGACAUGGAUGCGUUGUAGGAUGUCAGAAGACAGAUUAUCAGAUUUGGCCGUUAUUCAUGCGCACAAAAAAGAAGAUAUUGACAUAGAUACUGUGAUUGACAGAUUAUCGAAAACAAAGAAUAGAAAAUUAGAUUUUAUUUUAUAAAUGUAAUAAAAGCAUUAAGUUAAGUUCCAU
Messenger RNA from Myzus persicae (green peach aphid), 3077 nucleotides. RefSeq lists its product as uncharacterized. Gene Ontology annotation, molecular function: protein dimerization activity. The transcript has a single exon. NCBI's taxonomy places the organism in Eukaryota, Metazoa, Arthropoda, Insecta, Hemiptera, Aphididae. Bases 579 to 3047 code for a protein of 822 amino acids. The record is from RefSeq and is a predicted model, not a curated record.